Messenger RNA from Lobosporangium transversale, 573 nucleotides. RefSeq lists its product as hypothetical. The record is from RefSeq and is a predicted model, not a curated record. Bases 1 to 573 code for a protein of 190 amino acids. The transcript has a single exon. Lineage: Eukaryota; Fungi; Mortierellomycota; Mortierellomycetes; Mortierellales; Mortierellaceae.
AUGAAGGAUAUAGGAUUUGUUCCUUGGAGGCAAACUUUUUUGAAACCACGCUUGUUGCUAGUAAAAACACAAAUGGUUCCCGUUUUCCGCAUACUUUCAACGCUUCCACAAUCCAAGGGCUGUGAUGUAGCCAUUAAAUGUUACAUGUUUGUCGAAGUAUUGACACAUCCCUUGCAAAAGUUCAGAUGUAUGCUAAGAAUAUUGUUUAAGGGACGUAGAGUAGUCAAUAGCAUGUGGCAGUAUUCAGGUGUUUAUACAGUAUCAGAUGGAGUCCGAACAGUCGCCAAUAGGUUUGUGCUGUAUGAGCGACAAGUUUGUGCUCGUUUUCUUCCAACACGUGCUGGAAAUCGGAACAUCACGCCCUUUCUCUUCAGGCUCAGAUCUCUAAUAAUGUCACCUUUCGCCUACCAAAAAGAGAACAUGGACCAUAAUGAAAAAAGCACGAUGAACUCAAGUCUUAGUGAACCAGAACAGCCUAUUAACCUUCCUGGAAACUCAGGUGAUGUUAAUGAGAACGAUGAUAAUGAGGACGUGGAAAUAGUUUCAGGAAGUUCAAGUCACCUAUAUGAAUAA